This is a messenger RNA of Brassica napus (rape), 1550 nucleotides long. RefSeq names its product transcription factor bHLH130-like. The record is from RefSeq and is a predicted model, not a curated record. Gene Ontology annotation, molecular function: RNA polymerase II cis-regulatory region sequence-specific DNA binding; DNA-binding transcription factor activity, RNA polymerase II-specific; protein dimerization activity. Lineage: Eukaryota; Viridiplantae; Streptophyta; Magnoliopsida; Brassicales; Brassicaceae. Gene Ontology annotation, biological process: regulation of transcription by RNA polymerase II. Gene Ontology annotation, cellular component: nucleus. Bases 319 to 1365 code for a protein of 348 amino acids. The transcript has 6 exons.
UUUGAAUCCGCCGCUAUCUUCAGCAAUUCAAGUUGGACGCAGAAACUCAGAAGAAGAAAAAAAAAGACGAUAAAUAUUCAUCUCUCUCUCUCUCUCUUCUCUGUUCACCGUUCUUCUUCUUCAGUACAAACCUCCUUUCUUACAUCCUCAAGCUCUUAUCUCCUCCUUAGUGACACAACAAGAACCAUACGAGAGGAGAAAAAAGAUUAAAUAAAAGUUGAAGUUGAAGACUUUGUUUCCUCAGCUCUGUUCUUCCUAAACGUUACGAAACAGAGCUCAAUAAGCUAAGAGACAAGACCCGUAAAGUUCGUGGCUUUCAUGGAUUCAAAUCAUCUCUACGACCCGAAUCACAUACCUUCUUCCGGGUCGGGUCUACUUCGUUUUCGUUCAGCACCAAGCUCUGUUCUCGCCGCUUUCGUUGCCGACGACAACAAGAGCGGACUUGACUCCGACAGGUUGAUUUCAAGAUUCGCCAGGUCUAAUGGUCCCAGUGAGUUCGAGGCUAAGUCCCCUGUCACCUCUGUUUCAUACGCCGCCACUCUUCCGCCGCCGCAGCAGCAGCCUGAGCCGUCUAGCUUUCUGGGUUUGCCGCCGCAUUAUCCGAGACAGAGCAAGAGGAUGAUGAACACGAUUGGUUUGGAUCAGUUUCUCAACGAUCAUCACACCAAACCUGUUGAAUCAAACCUUCUCCGGCAAAGCAGCUCGCCGGCGGAGAUGUUCACGAACACAACUGCUCAAAACGGUUAUGGCUCAGUGAGGAGUUUGAUGAACUACGAAGAAGACGAACAGAGUCCAUCUAGUUCCAGUGAGUUAAGACGCCACAACAGCCUCUCUUCAAGGCCACCUUCUUCUCUAGGAAUGCUCUCUCAGAUACCUGAAAUCGCCUCUGAAAUUAGUUUUCAAUAUAGCCAUUGGAACGAUCCCGCCAGCUUCAUUGAUAACUUAUCAUCUCUCAAAAGAGAAACAGAGGACGACGGCAAAUUGUUCCAGAAUGGAGAGUCUGGGAAUCGAAUGCAGUUACUCUCGCAUCACUUGAGUCUACCUAAUGCAUCAUCUACAGCCUCGGACAUGGUAACAGUGGAUAAGUUCAUGCAGCUACAAGACUCUGUUCCUUGUAGGAUUAGAGCCAAACGUGGUUGCGCCACACAUCCUCGAAGCAUUGCUGAACGGGUAAGAAGAACAAAGAUAAGCGAACGAAUGAGGAAACUACAAGAGCUUGUUCCUAAUAUGGACAAGCAAACGAACACUGCGGAUAUGUUGGAUUUAGCAGUGGAUUACAUCAAAGAUUUACAAAGACAGUAUAAGAUUCUGAAUGAGAACAGAGCUAACUGCAAGUGUAUGAACAAGGAGAAGAAUUUGAUAUAGCUUGCAACAAGGUGUGUGUGCGUAUAUAGAACUAAAGAAAGCAAUGAGAGAAAGGAUAAGAAAGAAACAAUGUACUCUUGAAUAUUUUUUAGCCGAAACAUAGCAAAUUGUAAUAAUCAGAAAGCUAGAGAAUCUUUGUUUUUUUGGGUCAAGCUAAUAAUAAAAAUUUUCAUUAUUACAUUAAA